Molecule: messenger RNA, 2099 nt
Organism: Homarus americanus (American lobster)
Lineage: Eukaryota; Metazoa; Arthropoda; Malacostraca; Decapoda; Nephropidae
Product: ETS translocation variant 2-like
Exons: 8
Coding region: 1-1449 (482 amino acids)
Biological process (GO): regulation of transcription by RNA polymerase II; cell differentiation
Cellular component (GO): nucleus
Molecular function (GO): sequence-specific DNA binding; DNA-binding transcription factor activity, RNA polymerase II-specific
Source: RefSeq, a predicted model, not a curated record
AUGUAUCGCCACAACCCCGUGCGUAUGUGGCAACAACAGGUUAAGUGUGGCUGCCAGGUUAAGUGUGGCUGUCGGUUUAAAAAGUGUGGCUGUCAGUUUAAGAGUGUGGCUGUCAGUUUAAGUGUGGCUGUCAGUUUAAGAGUGUGGCUGUCAGUUCAAGUGUGGCUGUCAGUUCAAGAGUGUGGUCAGUUUAAGUGUGGCUGUCAGUUUAAGAGUGUGGCUAGUGUGGCUGUCGCUUUCAGAGUGUGGCUGUCGCUUUCAGAGUGUGGCUGUCGGUUUAAGAGUGUGGCUGAGGUGCGUGGUUGGCUGUACUCCGUGUGUGUGGAGAACGGUAUCGACGCGAGGAACAUUGAUGGCUUCGCGGAUUGUACUGGAGCCCAGCUGUUGGCCAUGUCACAAGACCAAUUUACUGAUCUUAACACACUACACGGCAAACUGUUCUACCAAGCCCUUAUGAACUUCAGACGGGAAGCUCCCAAUCUUCCUUCCUCUUCCUACCAAGGGCAUUAUGAGCAGCAACUGUACCACCACUCACAAACAGCAGCACAUGGUAGCCUCCAUACAGAACCAACUGGUCAGACCUACUACAACCUGCAGCCCCGCCACGCUUCUUCAUCUGGCCAGCACCUCGACUCAUGGCGUCCUUGUUACCCAAACACUACCGACUACUCAUACUCUUCCCACCCCAAUACCACACCCAACAACACUUACCACCCCUCUACUGCACCCAACAACACUUACCACCCCUCUACUACACCCAACAACACUUACCACCCCUCUACGGCACCCAACAACACUUACCACCCCUCUACUGCACCCAACAACACUUACCACCCCUCUACUGCACCCAACAACACUUACCAUCCCUCUGCUACACCCAACGACACUUAUCACCCCUCUACUACACCCAGCAACACUUAUCACCCCUCUACUACACCCAACAACACUUGGCAACCUCUUAAUACACUCACUAUAAAGACAGAGUUUCUAGAUAGGAGUAAUCCGAACAGUUAUGAGGAAGCCAGCACGUCUGCAGAGUUUAGUCCGUCUGCAAGCGCAUGUCAACCCUCGCCUUCGUACGUAAACGAGGAACAAGUGCUUGGUGAAGCUCCCAAGAGAGGAAGGAAAGAGCGAGGACCCAAAUUAUGGGAGUUUUUACUGGCGCUGCUCGAUGACCCAGCUAGUAACCCGUCCAUCAUCCGCUGGGAGAACCAGGCACAACACAUCUUCAGGCUCAUCAACCCUCAGGAAGUUGCGCUCAGGUGGGGCCAACGUCGACCAAAACACAACACUCUGCCCUAUGAUUACUUCGCCCGGGCACUCAGAUACCACUACAAGACGGGCAUGUUGGUCUCAGUUCCCGAGAGAAAACUUGUGUACAGGUUUGGAGACAAAGUGUUCGAGCGGAGUCAUUCAGCUGACACGGAGACUUUUCAUGAUGACUACUAAUGGCUCUUGGUGGCUCCUGAUGGAUCUAGGUGGCUCCUGCUGGUUACUUGUGGCUACUGGUGGCUACUGGUGGCUCUUGAUGGCUACUGGUGGCUGCUGGUGGCUCCUCAUGGCUACUGGUGGCUCCUCAUGGCUACUGGUGGCUCUUCAUGGCUACUGGUGGCUCCCGAUGGCUACUGGAGGCUCCUGGUGGCUGCUGGUGGCUCCUCAUGGCUACUGGUGGCUCCUCAUGACUACUGCAGGCUCCUGAUAUCUAUUGGUGGCUCCCGAUGGCUACUGGUGGCUCCCGAUGGCUACUGAUGGCUACUGGUGGCUCUUUAUGGCUACUGGUGUCUCCUGGUCGGUUCUGAUGUCUACUGGUGGCUCCUGAUGUCUCCUGAUGGCUACUGGUGGCUCUUGAUGGCUACUGGUGUCUCCUGGUCGGUUCUGAUGUCUACUGGUGGCUCUUGAUGUCUCCUGAAGGCUCCUGAUGGCUACUGGUGGCUCUUGAUGGCUACUGGAGGCUACUGUAGAAGAAAAUUAACGUUUGCAAACAAUAAGUGUAUCUCUGUAGCUUUACAGAUCUCAUACAACCAUGGGAUAUCUGAUAGACCCUACCGACUGUCACCUUGACUCGCACUGCCCCCUCCAAGCCACUGCCCCCCCCUCCC